This is a messenger RNA of Ruditapes philippinarum (Manila clam), 1707 nucleotides long. RefSeq names its product zinc transporter ZIP1-like. Bases 75 to 1322 code for a protein of 415 amino acids. Gene Ontology annotation, molecular function: zinc ion transmembrane transporter activity. The transcript has 2 exons. NCBI's taxonomy places the organism in Eukaryota, Metazoa, Mollusca, Bivalvia, Venerida, Veneridae. The record is from RefSeq and is a predicted model, not a curated record. Gene Ontology annotation, biological process: zinc ion transmembrane transport. Gene Ontology annotation, cellular component: plasma membrane.
UUUAUAUGUUUACAGAAUGACAAUACGGUUAUGAUUAGCUACCCAGAUGGCAAAGAAACAUUCAUUUUAUAUCUAUGGCAAUAAAAGAUUCUAGUAAGCAGAUAAGACCACAGAUCACAGCUCUUCAAAUGUCAGAGAAGGAGGAACGGAAGGUUGAUAUGGACGUCGUUGUCGUGAAAGUUUUGUCGCUCGUGAUAGUUACAAGUGUAACGGUUCUUGUUGGCAUGUUACCAUGUCGACUAGUGAGACACUUUGGUAAGACAAUGUUCCGAGCGAAGAACCUUUUUGACAACAUGGUUUCUGGUGCUAAAUGCUUUUCUGGAGGAGUGUUUCUUGGAACUUGUUUUCUUCAUCUAAUACCGGAAACGCGAAAAAAGGUCGACACUGUGUUAGAUCAGUUAGGGUCAAGGUCACAAUAUCCCGUCGCUGAGUUGUUAACUAUGGCAGGAUUUUUUGCGGUUGUGUUUUGUGAACAUGUUAUACGAUAUUUGUAUUAUAAGUUACAAGAGGAUACGUGCUUUCCUUCAUUUGACCAAGACAGCUACAGUCUCGAUCAGGAUUAUAUACCAACAACCGAGGACCCAGAAUACAAUGGUUGCGAAUUACUUGAAUGUAAAAGUUUACGUUCGUCCAUUUCACAGCAAAGUCAAAGUGAAGGAAACAUUCCAACUGAUGCUCAGACAAAUACACUUGAGGAACACCUAAAUCAUAUUAAUCCAAAUAAUCCAAACAAUAUCAUAAUGAACCAUACAAAUACAAACGCUCGACGUGAUAGUAGAUUUGAUAUGGAAAUAGAACCUGCACCACUUCAAGACUUAGAAGUAAAAACAGUGGUGACUGAAAUAAGUAAAGGCGAGGAAGGAAGAGGGCAAGUCCGCUCGGUGCUCUUAUUAACUGCACUUUCAUUCCACGGAGUAUUUGAAGGAAUGGCGCUUGGUUUACAGGCACAAGAAAGUGAUGUAUGGGUUAUGUGUGUUGCCAUUGGUAUUCAUCGGGGAAUUCUUUCAUUUGGUCUUAGUUUACAGUAUGCCAGGAAUUUUGACAAACCAUCGACUAUUGUAUUUACAAUUAGCGCCUUCUCAAUCAUAUGCGCCGUCGGGGUGAUAAUUGGAAUAGCUAUAUCAACUGGCGCGCAAUUAUACACAGACGUUGACGUGCCAAAUGCCAUAUUACAAAGCCUUGCUACCGGAACUAUUUUUUAUAUAAUUUUUCUCAAUAUUUUGUAUAAAGAAUUAGAUGGAAACAAGGACGUGAAGAAAGUUUCGUGCACUUUUGUAGGUUUUUCAUUCAUGGCAGUGGUUCUUGCUAUUGCAAAGCAGUAAGUUUUGCUCAGUGUCCAAAGUGACUUAAAACUACAUUUUGCCUUCCCUUGAACAACGUUUGUGUAUUAUUUCCAAAAGUGCUAUGUUGAAUUAUGUUUUGCUUUUAAAAAUGAUUUUUGUACAAUGUCUGUGUUGCUUACUAUUGUAAAAUAUGAGAAAAAGUAUGCAAAUAUUAAAAAGUAUAAAACUAUUGUUUUUAUAAAUAUUAUAGUCAGUCUAUCGUACAAACGCACUCCGUAUAAAGUAUUAAAGUCAAGCGAGCUAUUUUGUUGGCAAAUGUCGACCUUUUAAUCACUGCAUUUUUAUACAUUUAUUUCUAGUUGGAGUAUUAAUUUAAGUUAGGAAAUCAGAUCUCUGUCUAGCUAUAGGCAAUUACAAGUGAAUU